Notodromas monacha is the source of this 1855-nucleotide messenger RNA. The record is from the annotation of a GenBank genome assembly. Lineage: Eukaryota; Metazoa; Arthropoda; Ostracoda; Podocopida; Cyprididae.
AUGUUGGCUCAUGAUAGGAGCAAACCGCGAACGUCUGAUGUAAGCUGCGCAGAUGACGUUACUUUUGAGUCGUUUUUUCUUUCAAAUCACGUUCGGGAAGGCCUCCGGCGGUGUGGGUUUCGGAAGCCAUCCCCUGUGCAAGUUAAAGCCAUACCAUUCGUGAAGGACCGUCGAGAUGCCCUCAUUCAAGCGAAAUCAGGGACAGGAAAAACGUGCGUAUUCGUUAUAGCAGCGCUUGAGGCAGUCAAAGCAGCGAACAACCAUACUCAAGUCGUGAUCCUUGCGCCGACGAGAGAAAUUGCUGUUCAAAUAUCUCAAGCAUGUUUGUGGAUUGGCCGGAGUCUUCCUGACUUGAAGGCAUUCGCUUUCAUCGGUGGAUUGUCUGUCGAACAAGAUGUUCAGAAAUUGAAACGAUGUCACAUCAUCGUCGGAACCCCUGGUCGCUUGUCGUGGCUUUUCAAGCAAGGAUACGUUCUAACCCAGGAAGUGAAACUGUUAGUAUUGGAUGAAGCAGACAAGAUGCUGGAGAAGGGAAUGAAAGAGGACGUGAAAUAUAUUGCAAGGAGAUUGCCUCGAAACAAGCAAGUUAUUUGCUGUUCUGCAACUUUCACCAGUGAAAUGGAAGCUUUAGUUUGCGCCCUCAUGAGAAAUCCUGAAAAGGUGAUAACAAAUCCUCCGUUAUUGAAGUUUGGGAUUAAGGUGAAUGAAGAAGACGGAAACCUUGUAGGCAUAAAGCAGUUCUUAGUCAGGGUUGAGCCACAUCAUGCAUUGGAUUGGAUUUUGGUCCAACGGAAAUUUACUGCACUUCUCACGCUGCUUCAGACGCAUUCCUUCUCGCAAUGCAUGGUCUUCGUGAAGUACCAAACAAGAGCUGAAAAUCUCGCGGAUGAUGCGGCCGCAGCGGGGUGGCCAUCUGCGUGUCUUUCUGCUCAUUUGGAUCAAAGAACUCGAUUGAAGGCGCUGUCAGACCUUCAAAAACUGCACUGCAGGAUACUGUUUGCUACGGAUGUUGGAGCUCGCGGAAUUGACGUUGAAAAUGUUGAUCUAGUGGUGAACUUUGAUGUCCCGACUGAGCCGGAAGGUUACUUGCAUCGGGUUGGAAGGGCCGGACGAUUCGGGUCCGCUGGAAUAGGUGUGACACUUGUGUCUGGUCCAAAUGACGAAAAGCUUUUCAAUAGAAUUCUGGGAUUUACGGGCAGCAAAGUUUAUGAACUACCUUUGGAUUAUUCCGGAAAUCUGUGGGAAGAAAGCGUGGAUUCUUUCGUAGUUCACGAAGUUGCACCGCGAACAUCGGAAAAGUUUGUGCGAGAUGAAGCCUAUGCAUCGAACAAGUUCGCAUCGAAACUUGUGCAACCCGCGGAAGGAAAGCUUUCAAGGACGAAGAGAAAAUCGGAUUCCGAACUUUCAAGAAUUUUUGCUGUUAUGAAGGACGCGCUUCGAUCAGAUAUUGACUCGAACGAGCCCCUGUUGAGUCAAGAUCUGUAUGAAAAAUUUUCGAAGGUUGUCGGAAGUCCUUGCAAGUCAGAGACGGAAGAAGCCCUGUCUUGGCUCGAUGAAAACUUUGAAGAAUCGGAUUCAGUUGAUUCGAUUUGGGAGAAGUAUAAGUCGGCAUUUUCCGAAGAAACCGGUCACGAAGAUGUUGAAGACCAACCACGUCGCGAACAUGAUUUUGUUGAGCAUAAUGCAUCCCGACAUUAUAAUGAGUUCUGGCUUGAAAAUUUUCUCGUCGAAACGCGACGGAUACGUGAUGAAGUUUUUGAAAUUGAAUACGAGAAGACUUUGCGGGAAUUCGUCUGAUAUUAAUGUUCAUUUUGUGUACGGGAGAGAAAAUACAUUUUUUCUUAUUGCUGGUAGA